AUGGCCGCCACCAAGGCCGGUGUCCUUCUUGUCCUCGCUGCCCUAAUCUCCUGCCAUGCUCUCACGGGCAGCGCGCAGCAGAUAGGUGGCACCUGUCACCUGUCGGACAUCAAGGUCUCGCAGGAGAAGACGGGGAAGGUCGUGCAGGGGCAGCCGGAGUACCGGGUGACCUUCGAGAACCUGUGCGAGUGCCCGCAGGACUACGUCGACGUGCGCUGCAACCGCCUGCCCAGCGUCGAACCCAUCGACAGCAAGCGGAUCAAGGUGAUGGAUGAGCUCUGCAUGCUGGCCACGACCCUGUUCCAGGGGUCCAAGAUCUCCUUCACCUACGCCUGGAAGACGCCGCAGAACUUCACCGUCGUCAGCGCAACUUCGCGGUGCGGCGAGGGGAAUGGUCCAAGGGUCUAGGCUAGGGGUGCCUGGAAAGGAACAAUUAGCAAUUGUUGACGUUCCUUGUGUGAUUUCAAUCCUGCUUGUUAUCCUCCUAGCGUUAGUGUUCUUAAUAAAAUCGCUACACAAACUCUAGGGAAUGGAAAGAGUAGCUUGGGUACCUGUAUCGGCCUGUAGAACAUUUAAGCAGUUAUUAUACA
This is a messenger RNA of Panicum virgatum (switchgrass), 590 nucleotides long. RefSeq lists its product as uncharacterized. Lineage: Eukaryota; Viridiplantae; Streptophyta; Magnoliopsida; Poales; Poaceae. Gene Ontology annotation, biological process: cell fate determination. The record is from RefSeq and is a predicted model, not a curated record. The transcript has a single exon. The coding region runs from base 1 to 408 and encodes 135 amino acids.